This is a messenger RNA of Pisolithus orientalis, 639 nucleotides long. RefSeq lists its product as uncharacterized. Gene Ontology annotation, cellular component: nucleolus. The transcript has 5 exons. Lineage: Eukaryota; Fungi; Basidiomycota; Agaricomycetes; Boletales; Pisolithaceae. The record is from RefSeq and is a predicted model, not a curated record. Bases 1 to 639 code for a protein of 212 amino acids. Gene Ontology annotation, biological process: maturation of SSU-rRNA from tricistronic rRNA transcript (SSU-rRNA, 5.8S rRNA, LSU-rRNA).
AUGUCCAAGCCCUCGCCCCACACCCCAGAUGUGACAGUAUUUACGGAUUCUGCUAUCAAGCAUGUGAAGGACAAACACACCCACAAAGCGUCACGAAAAUCAUUUAUGUCAUCUAAGGUUGUUGAUAUGAAGCGAGAUGUCUCACCCCCAGAAGAGGCGUCUGGAGAGCACUCAGAGGAUGAACGGACAAAUGCACAAAACGACGCCCUACUAUACCGUCUACUACACACAAAGUUAUUGUCUGGGUCGCUCAGGGACGAAUUGGGCCUUUCUCAUGCGCAGAAGGAGAAGGCAUUAUCAGGGAGGGUUUUGGAGCUCUCAGGCCAAUGUAAACUGGGGAACGGAGAAAGUUUGGUUCGUGGGGAGGAACACAAUAAGGCAUCGAAACGCGUGCGAGAUGGACUUCUGCGAAAAAGAGAGGACCGUUCGCGGAAGCAGUUGGAGGAGGCUAAAAAUCUGGGGAAUUAUCACCCUAUCCUAAAGAAAACGUAUGGACCGCACUCAGUCAAGUCCUCAAAGCGGAAACACGAAAGGGGUCUACGGAUGGGUGUUGGACGGUUCAAGGACGGAGUAUUGAAGCUCAGCAGAGAGGAAAUCAGCACUGUAACUGGACCGGAUAAAAAGCGGAAACGUGGUUGA